UCACGAGGCGGCUCGCCGGCCGCUUUCCCGGCCGCACCUCGGCCAGUCUCUCGGUCACAACAACGCGACUGCAACUCGGGAUUCGGGAACGCGCCGCAUGCUCCCACAGACCAAAUGAAAAUCCGCGAUGUGAACCCGUGCGCGUGUGAAGUUUGCCAUUCGCGAUGAGCAAAGUGAACCCUAUGCAAACGUCCGCGAGCGUUUCGUCCAUCGAUCAGUUGCAGGUCAAGUGCAAACCAGCUAAAAAACGACGCAAAUCUGACCGGCUGCGAUUACCUACGCCACCUCCGGAUCCAACAGUAUGUCCACCCACACCACCACCUUCCACGUCUGCCAACAAUGCGGAAGGAGACACGAAAAAUGUUUGCGACAAAGAAGCAGAAUUUCUGGAGUAUUUGGAGACCUUACAGAGGAGUCCCUUGGUUAUGGGUACUCGUGGAGGUGCUUCGUUUGCACCUGCGGAGGCAACCGAGGCAGCCAUUACACAUUUGGAUAAACUAUACAAACUCAUGGGACAAAUGUUGACUCUUCGAGAACAGAAUAUUCUCCUACACAGAAGAAUUAUGGAUUUGGAGCGGUUCAGGAGUAUGCAAUGUAUGGACAAGCAAAUGGAGCUUAUUGCAAAGCUCGAUAGUGUUCCAGCUGAUGAUGACGACACCGCCAACGCCGAAAAUCUCUUAUCUAACAUCCUAACAGAGUCCAAAAAAGAAUCGAAGAAAGUGCAGAUGAAGUUCCAGAAAUCUAUCACUAGAAAAUCCCUAAAACUGAGGAGUUUUGAAACUGAUGGAUCAACAGGUGUCCGCCGGAUAUCCAUGCCCUUUAGCAGUUACAGUGAUAAGCAAGCAAAAGUAUCAAAGUGGACCAAAGUGAAGGCUGCUUUCAGGUGGGAAAAGGCAUCUCCAACGGUGAGUGACGCCAAAUCACAAGACAGUGGUCUCGGGAUACCCCAACCGCUCAACUAUGAAGUGGCACGUUAUCUGCGAGUGCCCUCUACAUCCGAAGAUGCCGGCGUAAGUCCAGCGGAUUCUGGUGCAGCCGAAGUGUCCACACCAGCAACGCUGUCUUCGGCGUCUUCGGCUGAGGAACUACAUCGACAUCACGCUCGACGAAGGACGCACGAAGACACGUCCGAUGACGAUCAACUAUUUGUGUACGAAUACAUUCCAUGCAGUGCAAAGGACGAGGCGUCCACGUCCAAGGGGCAGGGCUGUAGCAAGCACAAGACGCCUUGGGCCAAAGUGAAGGACAUCAUUCAGACGCAGACGCGUAACAGUUUCAAAAUUCGGCAUCGACUUAGCACGAAAAGCGACGAUUUUAAGUUAGAAGAUAGUAUUAUGGUUGAUAGUGAGAACGAGGAAGUGUUUGAUGUGGAAGAACCCAAAAGCCCCAUUCUGAUUAUUCAAAGUCCAGAGGAAAUUUCGCUGGAAAAUGAAGCGUUGUCAUUGGAACACAAUAUACCUGUUGAUAUUAUAGCCAGAUAUAGAAUCAUAAAUGAAGAAAAUGGCGGUAGUUUGGAAUCAAAAUGGGAAAAAGUCAAACGCGCUUUUCUCCAUUCGCCCAGCACGAGCAAAAAUGACAGCAGUAGUCCAACGACACCAGAACCAUAUGCUAAAGAUGACAAAAAUGAUAAUAAUAUUCAAGCUGAGAUCCAAAGAAAUUAUCUGCAACUUCAAAAAAAGUUGUCUUUGGAAUUCCAAGAGAAAUUACAAGAAUGGGAACGAACAAAAAUCAGAGCUGCAAGUACGUCAGCCCUAUCCACCUCCCCACAUAAUUCUUCUCAAGAUGAAAGCAAAGAACAAGCUUUCAAAAAGAAAAUGGAAGAAUGGCAGAAGAUUAAAGGUCAACCCAAGCAUAAUAUGCAGCUGAAAAGUGAAGAAAAUUUACCGCCAGAGUUCCGAAAAAAGUUAGAAGAAUGGAAGAAAAUAAAAAAGAGUUCUGUAAAAGAAGAUAAAAGAAAACCACCGGAAUUACCCAAAUGGAAAUCUUUUGGUGGGCCUAAAACUGAUUUAGAAAAUCAGCAGCUCUCAGAAGAUUUCCUCAAAAAGUACGAAACUUGGAAGCAAAUAAAAGCGGGUAUCAUUAGUCCUGAGGAAAACGAACGCUUGAUGGUAAAGGGUAGCAAAACACCAAGUCCUAAAUUGUCAAGAAAAGAUGGUAGUCAGAAGAAACCCAAAGAUCCAACAGAAAAAGAACUGCAAUGGUUUGAAAAAGGUAUCGAACGAGAAAAACAGCGUUUAGAACGCGAUAAACAAAAGUUUCUGGAUAGAGAACAGCGACUUUCGAAGUUGAGAAGGUCGGUUAUAGGUCACAACAAGAAGGAAAUCCUGGUGCACCUUCCGUCGGGUUUUUAUCGGUUUGAAGGUAUCUCCAGGAAGUUCACACAAAAGUUAUACGAGUGGGAAAAAGCGCGUGGAAUAGAACCAGAGAAAUCGACCUUCACGCUGCUCAAAUCCUCGUGCAUACCACACAUCGAAUCAAAAAGCAAAUUUCCGCAGCGCCAACUAAUGCGAUCGAAAUCGGCGGACAGUGUCAUGAACGAACCACUUGGGCAACUGCUGAGUCAGCGUCCUUCAAGUUUGUCGCUCAACGAGUUAGGUAAUCUGGAGGAAGAGAUGUUGUUGCCGGAUAUCAUUCGUUCCGGGGAGAACAAUCCCAGUGAACCGGAUGCUAACGAGGAAGAGAAUGAAGAACCCGAGGCUGUUAUCGUCGAGGUGGAGGAUGUGGUCGAAGAAACUGCUUCAGUUAUGCCGACAUUUGCAGAAAAACAUUUCGCUGUCUAUCAAAAACAAGAAACUGAUAAACUCUGCGCUGGGGCAACCCAUUUAGGUCCAACAGUGCGUCGAUCUGAAUCCGCACGUGCACAAGCCAACUACAACCUCAUCGAGGAAAUCAUCGAGGUGCUCAAAAAGCUCGUAGGCAACGAAAACGACAUCGACGAUGUGGAGCGCGCCAAGUCAAUCAUCGCCCUGCACGAGCUGGCCGAUGAUGAAGCAGUUCGCGGGCUAAAGUACAAGCAAGAGCAGCAGAAACAGCUCUCCGAGGUGUUGAUCGAGAAGCUCGUUCAGUUGCAGGAAGCUAACUCGAACGUUGCCGUGAAUAUUGCGCGCGAGGAACCCAAGUACAAGAUGGCUAAUUUGGUCGAUGUCUUGGACACCAUUCAAGAUUUAACUACCGAAUUAUUCGCCCUGGCCGAGUCCAUUGACCACUUCAUUUACAAACGAAACAAAAAUCAACUUGAAUAUGGCGGCAUAGUCACAAGCAGGAAGACAUAUCCACAGAUCGGGGAAUAUUUGGGUAACAUGAAAGAGAAGAUGUUGGAUCUGCGAAGAAAUUUGAGCUAUAUUUGUGCUGCAUCCGAUAUAGCUGUUGCAUCUUUUAAACGUAAAGAAGAACGUCCCUUGUUGCGGAAGAGCUCAUCACGUGAAAGCAAACGUAAUGCAUAUAAAAAAUCACGAAGUAAAGACAGUCGUGAAGAAAAUGAAGAUGCUGCUAAUUCACCAACGCUAAGUCGUCAAAUUGAACAGGGUGCUGUUAAGAAACGGUUGAGAUAUCGUCAAAAGGUACAAACUAAAACUUUUGAAGAAAGCGAUGAUGAUGACGAUAAACUCCUUCUUCAAGAACAACGCAAAUCAAAACCACGCCGUAUACGUUCUCAAAAUAGUACAGAAAGCAAUAAAUCCAUUUCAAAAAAUGAAGAAGAAGUAACAGAGAUUGUAAAACCUUCUGAAAUCGUUGUUGAUUCCGCAAUUGUAGAAAAAGUCUUGAUACCAACCAAAACAGCAUUUAUGACAAGUUUUGAAGAGUUGUCUAGUUCUACGCCUGCACAACUUCAAGAAGAUGACAGUCCUGUAACUGUUUUUGUAAAAACAACUAGAAAAUUAUUCACACCUAUUGUUUCCGCGGCCGUGGGACAAGGUACCAGCUCGGGUACCAAAUCAACAGAUGAAGAUAGAACUUCCAGAGCUUCUGUAUCGAUAUCCUCAUUGACAUCAACGUCAUCUUCUAGUGCUAUGAUACAUUCUACGUGUGUAGACUCACCAGCUGAACAUGUGUCCCACCUACCACCAAUUCCUGCAUCCCCAACACCACAGCGUAAAAUGCCGAAGGAAAUCUCCCCUAAUAUUCGACUAAUGAUGGUGCGAUACAAUCAAAAAUUAACGGAGGAAACUGGUGGUGUGCGGUCAGCAGGUAGUUCUGGAUCUGCCUCACCAGUAGCCUGGCGUUCCCCAGUCUUAGAAAGAAGGGUUAAAGCACAAACCGAAAAAUAUCAACAGGAUUUACAAAAGAUGUCACCACUUCUAGGUGGACGCAGAGAAGUACAAAAAAGUGCUAGUAUGGAUGUGGUAAUCUCGGGUAACAAACAAGUCACCGUUCAUAAAAUAUAUGAUCAAAUUAACCCGAAAGGAAUUUUGAAGUCUUCUAGCACAAGUGUUAUUAAACCCAGCGCAUAUGCGCCAACUUCAAUGACAAAACCUUCCUCGCCUAUACCCGAAGCAGAAGAUGUAAAAAACACCUCCGAUGCGCGAAGCAUAAAAUUGCAAAAAGCAAAAGAAGAGUUUCUCAAAGGUGUUACUUCUAACACAAGCACAACACCUAAUUCGCCAACUGUCAAUGACUGGGCCAAAACUAAAAAUGUUACCGCCGCUGAACAAGUCCCAAAUCAACAAGCACAUCCGCAAGAAGAAACCUCGAAUGCAUCUAGUCAGAAACAGUUACGUUAUCCAACAAAAAAUCGCCUGAGUCAGGUGAGCGUCAACAGCACCAUGAGUUGUUCAUCGCAUUCAUCGAUAAACUACGGCAUGCUGAUCAAGUCAGCUAGUGUUGGAAUGAUCAACGUUGAUCCACAAACAUAUCAACAAUUUGAACCUGCGAUGCAUGCUGGUGGAUGUACAUCCCUGCCGAGAUCCGGCUCGUCGAAAAUGAAUCUCCUAUCGAGUUUAACUUCCAAGUUCAGGAAAGUUAAAAUGCGACGUAAUAAAGAGAAAGACAAAGAUAAAGAAAAAAUGAAUACUGUCUCAACGUUGUGUAGACAAAGUCUAUUGGUGGAUAUACAUAAUUCUAGCCAAGAGACUCUGUCGGAGGAUCAAAGCAGAUUGUCAAUACCCUCGGAUUCGAAAGGAUCUUCAACGGAUACGUCUCCGUCAACCUCGCGGACUUCAAGCUGGAUCAAACGUUCCGGAAUUUUCACCGUGAAAAAAACUUAAGUUAAUAUUGUAAUCAAAGCAGAUCGCUUGAGGUAGUCACUAGUUUACAGCUAACACGAAGCAUUUAAGUAAUUAUAACGUUUGUAUUUUUAUUUCAAGCAUCAAACCCGUUUUAUACGCGUACGCAUUGUUAUAAUAUCUCUAAAAAAAUAUGUGUAAGGAUGGAUAUAAUUAAAUGUAUUUGUAAGCGAAUGAAA
Dalotia coriaria is the source of this 5401-nucleotide messenger RNA. RefSeq lists its product as uncharacterized. Lineage: Eukaryota; Metazoa; Arthropoda; Insecta; Coleoptera; Staphylinidae. The record is from RefSeq and is a predicted model, not a curated record.